Molecule: messenger RNA, 1824 nt
Organism: Entrophospora candida
Lineage: Eukaryota; Fungi; Glomeromycota; Glomeromycetes; Entrophosporales; Entrophosporaceae
Source: the annotation of a GenBank genome assembly
AUGGCUUUGGCAACAUUACCAACUAUCAAGAAUACUACUGAAGAUUUGGUCUGUUUAUGGGACAAAUGUUCUAAAUCUUUCGAAGAGCCCGAACUGCUUUAUAAUCAUUUGGCUAAUGAUCAUGUUGGAAGAAAAUCUACUGGAAAUCUUUGCUUAAGUUGUCAUUGGGAUAGAUGCGAAGUUCAAACAACCAAACGAGAUCAUAUUACAAGUCAUCUAAGGGUCCACGUACCGUUGAAACCGCAUAUAUGCGACACUUGUAAGAAAGCGUUUAAACGUCCACAGGAUUUAAAGAAACAUGAGAAAAUUCAUACUGAUCAACAUCAACAGCAAAUUACAAUGAAUAAAAAUCUUCGAUUAAAUAAGGUUCUCCAUCCGCCAACACCACCAUUAUACUGUUCAAUCUCUGAUUCUUCUCCCACAAUUUCUUCCGUCUCUUCACCCGGAAAUCCUCCUUUAUCUCCAGCCAAUAGUGGAAUUUCUGAUUUGCUGGGUUUCUCGCCAAACACUCAUCCAAUUGCUUCCGAUAAUAACACAUUGGAGUUAAGUCAUGAUUACUGGACUUUAAAUCACAAUCAGCUAGCUGCUGCCAAUCUUGACUUAACUUCAAAUCCACUCAAUAUUUCUCUUAAUCACCGUCAUCACAAUAAUAAUCACAGUCGUAGUCAUAGCAUCAACAAUAGUUACACUCAUCACCAUUUAAGCAACAACGCUCGUUCAAGACAUCAAAAACAGAAACGUAGCGUUGAUGUAUUAUUGGAUGAAUUUUAUCAAGAUGUUAAACGCAAACGUCUCGAACCACAGUACAGCCAAGAGUUAAUGAAAAAAUUAGAAGAUAUAUCUGAUGGUUUGUUCGGCAACAAUGAUGAUGAUGAUGGUUUUUCAACUUUGCCUCCUUCGUUCUCAACAAAGGAUGAUUUAAAUCAAUUCAACGACUUCUUUUCGAAACUUUCACAAAAUAUCAAUAACAAUCAAAAUAACGCUGGAGGAAUAAUUUUGGUUGAACCUGCUAUCGUUUUCAACAAUAACAGCAAUAACAAUAAUAGUAAUAGUAAUAGUGGUUUAGCAUCAAUUAUUUUGCAACCUGAUGCUUUUACUCCAAUCUAUAAUGAUUUAGUUAUGGAUAAUCUUUUUCCUGACACAUUGCCAUCAAAUAUUAUACCAUCGCAAACUGAUCUUUAUAAUCCAGCUGAUAAUGCAAUUCCAAGUCCGCCUUUAGAAAAUGGUGUUAAUGGUUGGCCAUCAUCACAUCCUUCCACCGGCCAACAAAAUCUUUAUGGUACUGCUCCUGGUUUUCCACCAAUAACAAAUGAUCCUAAUUCGUCAUCACCAUCACAAUACCUCGAUCCUAUCGAUCCUUUCAAUAUGUCAGUUUAUAUGAAUAGUGAGGAUACUAACCUUUUAAAUAAUACUCACAAAAUGUUAAAUUUACAGCGAUCACCUCAUGAUAAGAAGAUAGAGGCACCUGGUACUACUACUAACAACAAUAAAGAUAAUAUUAUUAAAGUCGAAUGUAUUGAAAAUGGUGAUAAUGAUGUUGGAAAUGGGUUUACGGAUAUAAUGAUUGGAAAGGCCGGUUUGAAAGAAGUAACAAAAACCACCACCACAUCAAUCACAACUGCAGCGCCUACAAUUGAUAAUGAAAAGUUAAAACAAUAUGCCAAAUUGAUCGAUGCUAUUCAUAAGAAAGUUAAUCUUAUGUUUAAGAAAUCAUAUCUCGAACAAAUCAAUAACAAUAAUAGUGAUAGUGGUGACAAGGAUAAUGAUGCAUUGAUACUAUUGAAUAAUCAAGUUAAAUAUCAACAAAAUUUGACGGUGAAUUAG